UGUGGGGGUCGCUGCGCCAAUGUGUGUGUGUGUUUGUGAGUUUGCCCUUCAGUCAAACUAUAACGGCAGUUUAUUGCAGUCUCAAAGAAACAGCUAAGCGAAUGUAGGGGGAGAUCGAAAGAGCUAAAACGAGUGCCGCCGCCGUCACCUUAUUUAGCAGCAAGAAAAAACAACAAAAGCAACAACGACACCGGCAUUGGCCCAGCAGCAGCAAAAAAGAAAAAACAAUAACAAAAACACGCAACGACGGUCACAUUCCUAGCAGACAGCUCCAACGUCAAAAGCUCUGCAGGUGAGCCUCCAACGACGCGACAGCGACGCCGGCGACUGCUGCGCUGCUUUUGCACUGAGAAAAGUAAGCAACAGUAACAUGGCAGUUAACGCAGUUAACAAAAUGAAGCGUAUGCUAACUUGGUUUAUCAUUUGCCUGACAACGCAACUAGCGAGCUCUGAAACAAACUUGCCGCCCGUGUUUACGCAAACGCUGAACAACAUUGUGCUCUAUGAGAAUGUGCCAGUGGGUACAGUGGUGUUUCGCUUGGAGGGCUACGAUCCGGAGAGCAGCAAUGUUACCUUUGGCUCCAUAGGCUCGGAUCAUUUCAGCGUGGAUCCAGUCUCAGGCAAUAUAACGCUAGUGAAGCCACUGGAUCGCGAGGAAAAGGAUAGCUUAACAUUUCUAGUGUCCAUACGGGAUCGCGUGGAUGCAGCAGGUGAAUCGGAGCAGGAUAAUGUAGUGGAGCAGCCCAUAACAUUUAUUAUACUGGAUGAGAACGAUAAUGCGCCAGAGUUUCAAAAUACACCCUAUGAAACGGAUGUAAAUGAGGACGCCGCUGUGGGCACUACUAUAUACAAUAAAAUACUUGUAACCGAUCGCGAUACCAUUGGCGACAGCUUGGACUUGAAGUGCUUGCCACAGCAGCAAAGCCCCGAGGCUUGCAACAAAUUUCGCCUGCAGCUGCUGAGCCGCGAGGCAACGGUGCUAACUGCCGCUGUGGUGCUCAACGAGACGCUCAACUACAAUCAGCGCAUGAUUUAUCAUUUCCAGCUGGAGGCAAGCGAUGGUCUGCACAAGACGCAAACAACGUUCGAGGCGCGCGUCAAGGAUGUGCAGGAUAAGCCGCCCGUGUUCCAAGGCUCGCUCUCCACAGUCAUUGAUGAGGAUAGUGCGAUUAACACUUUGGUGCUCACAGUGCAUGCGCGUGAUGGCGACACUGGCGAACCACGCAAAAUUGUCUACGAUUUGAUAAGCAAUCCCAGCGACUAUUUUCUUUUGGACUCACACAGUGGAGAGUUGCGCACAGCCAAGCCCUUGGAUCGUGAGGCGCUGGCUGAUUCCACGGGACUCAUUACAUUAGUCAUACGCGCACGUGAGCUGGUCAACGGUGUGCCCAGCGAUGAUGCAUUGACCAGCGCGACGGCACGUGCUACUGUCACCAUACGCGACGUGAACGACUCACCGCCCACGUUCAACAAGAAGGAGUACGAGGUGGCGCUGCUGGAGAAUACGCCAGUGGGCACGCCCUUGGCGCUGGACAUGAGUGUCAGCGAUGCAGAUGUGGGUGUUAACUCAAAGUUUGCGCUGCGCUUGGAGGAUGUCUCAGGUGUGUUCGAUGUGGAGCCCAAGCUGGUCAGCGGCUACUCGCAGGUGAACAUACGCGUAGCCAAUGGCACGCUGGACUAUGAGAAUCCCAAUCAGCGCAAGUUCAUAGUGCUGGUCAUAGCCGAGGAGACGGACACCAAUCCCAAGCUCAGCUCGACGGCCACCAUUACAGUGAGUGUGUUGGAUGCGAAUGACAACAAGCCGAGCUUUGAGCUGGAGAGCUACUCAGCGAGUGUGUCGGAGGCAGCGCUGCCAGGACAGUUUAUUGCCACCAUCACAGCCAAGGACAUUGACUCGGGCAGCUAUGGGGAUGCGGGCAUACGUUACAGUCUCUCCGGCACGGGCGCCGAGCUGUUCCAUGUCAAUGAGCAAACGGGCGUCAUUACGCUCGCCGAUUGUCAGGAGCAGCAGCAGCGCAACAGGCGCCAGCGACGUGACCUACAUGACAACGAACACGCACUUCAAAUGCUCAGCUUGGAGGCGAACCCACAAGAACAGCAGCAGUCGCAGCAGCAGCCGCAGAUUAAUACUGAGCCCAGCGUGCAAUACACCUUAAUCACGCAGGCGGACAAACAACCACAGACAACAACAAUGGCUACAACAAUUGAACCAACAACAACGACGACGAUUGGCGCCGAAGACGCUGUGGCAACUGCUAAUGACGCCAAAGCCGACAGCAGCAGCAGCAGCAGCCGCCAGGCGCCUUCGACGUGUCUGGAUUAUGAAACGGAGACCACGUACUUUUUGUCCUACAAGGCCACCGAUGACAAUGGCCAAGGUCAGACUUCUGUAGUAUCGCUGCGCAUCUCUGUGACUGAUGCCAAUGAUUCGCCGCCUGUGUGCGAGAGUCCUUUGUAUCGCGGCAGCGUGGACGAGGGCGCGUUAGUCUUCGACUCGCCUUUGGUGGUCAAAGCGCGCGAUGCGGACACCAUGUCAAGCAUAAGCUAUCGCAUUAUAGGCUCGCCACAGAUUGAGAGCAUCUUCGACAUAGACAAGCAAAGCGGACAGAUAAGCAUACGCUCCAAUGCCAGCCUGGAUGUGACGACGCUCAAGAGCGAUCAGCUAAUCUUUGUGGUUGAAGCCAACGAUGGUUUGUUCACUGCCAACUGUGGCGUCAACAUAACCGUGCGGGAUGUGAACAAUCAUGCGCCCAGCUUCGUGCAGCAAAGCUACAGCGCUGUGGUCGAGGAGAACUCAGAGAUUGGCACUAGCGUGGAGAAGCUGCAGGCCACAGAUCUGGAUACGGGCAAGAAUGCUGAGCUGCGCUAUCGCAUACAGCAGGGCAGCUUCGAUGACUUUGGCAUUGAUGAGCGCACGGGCGAGGUGUUCGUCUCACGUAAACUGGACUACGAUAGGCGCAAUACGUAUCAGCUGCAGGUGCAGGCGGCGGAUCAGGGCACGCCCAGCUUGACAGGCACCUCCACUUUAACCAUCAAUGUGCAGAACAGCAAUGACAAGGAUCCUUACUUUGUGCCCGCCACGCAGCAUGCGGAAGUGCGCGCCGAUGCGCCCACUGGCCAACUGGUGUACACGCUGAUUGCGCUCGAUCCGGAUGUGGCUACGCAUAAUGCGCUGGAGUUCGCAGCCACUGAUGAUAUCACCGCCAUUGAUAAGGAGGGCAAGGAGCUGCCGCAGAGCGAGCAGUUCAAGGAAUAUUUUGCCAUUACACGCGCUGGCAAAGUGCUCGUCAAUCGGCAGCUGGAUCGCAAUUUGUUUGCUGUCAUGCGCAUCAAUGUGCUGGUCACGGACAGCACAGCGCCCAAUGUGCAGCAAGGACGUGGACUGCUCAUAAUACAGAUUAUAGAUGUGAACAAGAUACCACCGCGCUUCAAUGCACCUUGGACGCCUGCACAGCCGCUGAUUAAGCUGCAAAUGGUGGAGGAGCAGCCAGUGGGCACUGUGUUGACCACUUUGCAGGCCAGCGAUGAGGACUCCAGCAUUGGCGAGUUCAACAUAAGCGUCAAUAACUAUUUUGCCAUAAAUGCAACCACAGGCGUUAUUUAUACAACGGCGCGGCUGGACUAUGAAGCAGUGAAGGAGGUUAAGUUUAUGGCUACAGUAAGCGAUACGGGCGUACCAGCGUUAACAGCUACGGCGGAUAUUGUAGUGGAUAUUAUUAAUCUGAAUGACAAUGAGCCGCAGUUUAGUCGCAGCGAAUAUCAAUUUAAUAUAACUGAGAACUCACCGGAGGGCACGCUGGCGGGUCAGGUGCAGGCGCAGGAUGCAGAUGUGGGCGCGUUUGGUGAGCUCACCUAUACGCUCAUAGGCGAGAAUCACAAAUACUUCAAUGUGGAUCCGUAUACGGGCAAUGUGCGUGUGGCUAAUGCUAGCAUUUUGGAUCGGGAGCAGCUUAAGCAGCUCACCUUGACUGUGGUGGCGCAGGAUAAGGCGCCAGCUACAGUGCAAAAGUCAGCAACAGCAACUAUACACAUUAACAUAUUGGAUGUGAAUGAUAAUGAACCUGUUUUCACACGCGCUGUUUACAACUCGACGGUAUCGGAGAAUGCAGCUUAUCAGCCGCCUGCAGCGCUGCUGCAAGUGCAGGCCAACGAUCAGGACGAAGGACUCUUUGGUGAUGUGCGCUAUGUCAUUACAGCUGGCAAUGAGCUGGCGCUCUUUACGCUCGAUGCACAAACGGGCAUUGUGUAUCCAGCGCAAAGUCUUGCGGGCAAAGCGGGCAGCUAUAGAUUGACAAUUUCAGCGCGUGAUACGCAGGGCUCGGGCAGCAAGGAGAGCAACGCUGAGGCGCUCAUUACUGUGCUGCGUGUCAAUCGCCAUCGUCCAGAGUUCAUUAUACCCGCGCUGUCGAAUGCAACAAUUGAAAUUCCCGGCGACAUAGUGCAGGCGGACUAUUUGCUAUUAACUGUCAAGGCUGUGGACAAUGAUACGGACGAUAGCGUUAGCUAUCACUUGCAGCUGAACAAUCAGAAUGUGCAGCAGACACAGGAGUUUAAAAUAGACCAGCACAGCGGCGAACUGCGCGCCAAGCAGCAGCUGAAUCGCAAACAGCGCGCCAACUAUGAAAUUGUUUUGGUUGCACGCGAUGCUGGCAAUCCGCCUUUUGAGUCGCUGCGUCUGCUUAGCGUUAGCAUUGUGGAUGCCAAUGAGAAUCGUCCAGAGUUUCCCGAUGCAGCGAAUCCGUAUCAAGUGUCUAUAAAUGAAAACAGUGGACGCGAUGUUAAAAUUGGACAUAUACAAGCCGCUUCGCGUAGCAAACAUAAUCGCGAUAUAUUCUACUAUAUGCUGCUGGGCAAUGAGGAUGGCGCUUUCUAUGUGGACAAGCUCACGGGCGACAUCUACACCAACAAGAGUCUGGAUCGUGAGCAAACUGAUGCGUAUACGCUUUAUAUACUCGCCAGCAUUAAGUCUGAUUUGCAUAUAUCCGAAGAGGAGCGCGCUUCGUUCUCUAUAAAAACACUUAAUCGAGAUAAUACUGUAGCCAAAGUAGCCAUAACUGUGCUGGAUGUGAAUGAUAAUGCGCCCAUAUUUGAGAAAUCCAUUUACUAUGCUGGUGUCAAUGCCAAUGCCAAGAUGAAUGCUGCCAUUACUUUAGUGAAUGCCACAGAUGCGGAUCAGGGCAAGAAUUCCAAGAUUGAGUACAUGAUUGUUGCCUCGAAUCUUUACAAGUUUGACGCCAGCAAAUCCACGGGCUCCAUUGUGCCCAGUCCCUUUGCCAUUUCGCAAGACGGACGCAUUACGGCCAAUACUAUAAUGGCGGAGUACAAUCAAGAUCGCUUCGAGCUGGAGAUUGUAGCGCGUGAGCUGGAAGAGCCGCAGCGUUCAGCCAACACUAAAGUUAAUAUUUGGGUAUUCGAUGGCACGCAGCUGGUGCGUGUGAUACUCUCACGUCCACCCGAGGAGGUUUAUCAGGAGCAGGAGGAAAUCAUUGCCGAGCUGCGCAAUGCUACGCAGCAUCGCAUUAUUGUAGAUGAAAUACGUUUCCAUUUGGAUUCCAUUGGACGCAUACGCAUGGACUGGUGUGAUUUGUAUUUCCAUGCGGUGGAUCCACAAACGCAACAAAUUGCGCCCGUUGAUGAAAUACUCAAGGAUAUUGAUAGAAACUAUGAUUACCUAAAGGACUACUAUGCUGGCUUUGCCAUAGAGAAUGUCGUGCCCGCUUAUAUAGCAAUUGUGCAGGAUGAAUUCGAUUUAGCUGUCGCCGGUUUGGUUGCUUUGGUUAUUGUGCUCUUUGUUGGCGUUAUUAGCUUCAUUGUGCUCUGCUGCUGUCUUAAGCAUUGGAAUCUAUCUGUGCCUGUGGAAACGCGUCGUAAGGAAGCGCUCAUCAAGAAACAAAUCAUUGAGGACUUGAAUACCACAGAGAAUCCGCUUUGGAUAGAACAAAAACUCAAGCUGUAUGAGGAGCAGGAGCUUACCAUGCAAGUAUUUUCGGAGCCUGAUCAUAUAUCCAACUCGGAGGCACCUGGCCAUUUGGAACAUCGCAGCUCGCUGGAGCAGGUGCAUCAUGGUCAGUCGGUGGACAACACUUAUGCCACCAUACAGCCGCGCAACAAUCAGAAUCGUCUAAACGCUGGCAGCAAUGGCGGCGCCGGUUCCAUUUCCAUGCGUGGCACUGCUGGACCAGCAAGCGCUGGCGGCAUUGGUGGCGCCGGACUGAUCCUAGCGCGCGUUGAUCCGCAUGGCAAUGAUUUUUCAGACUAUGCCACGCUACGCAAUAAUAGAGCGCCAUCGAUGUACGAGUUUACGGGCUCCACAUUCCAAGCACCUAUACGGGAUGGUGACGAUGCCGUCGCUGAGCUUAUUUAAGUCGCAACUAAUUGCAGCAAACGACAAAACUUGUAAAUUAUAUAGUAGCUGUCUAUAUAGAGUUAUAACUUAGCUGUCGUUUAGUUCAACUGAUCUGAUUUUCUUUGCAUUUUUUUCUUGUUUGCCGCAAUAGUUUUUAUUUAUAUAAAUGCAUAUAUAUAUACAAACAAAUUAUACAUAAACUUAUACUUAGUACAUAGUAUCUUGUAUGCCAACUAAUCAAGCAAAGUAAAUCAUAAACGAUUAUUAAUAUAUACAUUAUGUAAACAGCUACAAAAUGUCCCCCAUAGUGGAAUCUAUCCCGCAUAAAUAAUGACAAUAAUAUAUAUGAAUAUAUUGACGAUGUCUAUAUCUAGCAUAUUAUAUAUAAGUGUUUGCUAGCAUACAUAACACUCAAUUGCAAUGAUUUCUCCAAUAACAACGCGAUAUUAGUUUAAAAUGCCACAACUAUUGUAUUAUUAAGUUGUACUCAAACAAAACAAAACAAAAAAAAAGACUAAAUUAUUUGCUCUUCCAUUUCGUAUUACGUUUAGUUUUUUCUUGGCAACGUUAACUGUUAGCACUAAGUUGUUAGUUUAAUUAGCCGCGCUUGCUCAUAUAUUUAAGUUGUAGUCUUAAUUAAAUUAAAUUGUAAUUGUCCAUAACUUUGUACAAAACAGAGUCAAAACAUUAUUGUUUGCAUUUACAUAUACAAAAAUACAUA
Drosophila busckii is the source of this 7067-nucleotide messenger RNA. RefSeq names its product cadherin-87A. Gene Ontology annotation, biological process: homophilic cell-cell adhesion. NCBI's taxonomy places the organism in Eukaryota, Metazoa, Arthropoda, Insecta, Diptera, Drosophilidae. Gene Ontology annotation, cellular component: plasma membrane. The coding region runs from base 371 to 6364 and encodes 1997 amino acids. The record is from RefSeq and is a predicted model, not a curated record. Gene Ontology annotation, molecular function: calcium ion binding. The transcript is spliced from 15 exons.